This is a messenger RNA of Candidula unifasciata, 1296 nucleotides long. Lineage: Eukaryota; Metazoa; Mollusca; Gastropoda; Stylommatophora; Geomitridae. The record is from the annotation of a GenBank genome assembly.
AUGGCAGACAGGGACAGAAAGUUUGAUUUGAUCGUUUUUGGAGCUACGGGAUUCACCGGCCAGUACACAGUUGAUGAAGUGGCUCGGGUUGCCGAUGAGGAACAUUUAACUUGGGCUGUGGCUGGGAGAAACAUGCAGAAGCUUCAACAAGUUUUGAGUGAGGCUUCUGUUAGAACAGGCAAGGAUUUGGAUGAGACUCCAAUAAUUAUUGCUGAUACCACAAGCCCAACAUCCUUGGAAGAAAUGGCUAAGCAGGGAAGAGUGAUAUUGAAUGUUGUAGGUCCAUAUAAUCUGUAUGGAGAACCUGUUGUGAGAGCUUGUAUCGAGGCAGGCACCCAUCAUCUGGACAUCAGUGGUGAGUCACAGUACUUGGAGAAGAUGCAACUUUUGUACAAUGCCAAAGCGAAGGAAAACAAUGUGUUCAUCAUUGGUUCAGUGGGAUUUGAUAGUAUUCCUGCAGAGAUGGGUCUAAGGUACACCAUCCAACAGUUUAAAGAUGGUCAGUUGACUAACUUGGAGUCUUUUGUGUCGGCACACAGCACAACAGGGGACUUUACUGCCAGUAGUGGAACAUUUGAAUCAGCUGUUUAUGGAUAUGCCCGCAAGAGUGAACUAAAAUCUCUGAGACAAUCUUUGUUUUCAGAGCCAAUGCCAGACUUUGAAUACACCCUUCCCAAGAGAGGGAACCUAUUUUACAACAAAGAGUUGAACAAGUGGUGCCUGCCAUUUGUUGGCAGUGACAAACCUGUGGUGUACAGAACCAUUCGUGACCACCUGGCAAGUGGGAAGUUAAAGAAGCCAAUUGAAUUCAACAAUUAUUUCUGUGUUGGCAGUUUGCGGACAGCUAUGCUGACUGUGUCCUUGUUUCUUGUCUUUGGAUUAUUCACCAGCUUCUCGCUUGGAAGAUCACUUCUUUUGAGGUACCCACAUAUUUUCUCAUUUGGCUUAUUCAAGAAAGAAGGCCCAACAAAGAAACAGAUUGAUGCCCAAACUUUUAGCAUGACUUUCAUUGGUUAUGGCUAUGAUACAGUAGACACCAGCAGAACUAACAAAACACCUAACAAGAAGAUCACAGCCAGAAUUUUGGGACCAGACCCAGGCUACAUAACAACACCAAUCUGUAUGACACAGUCUGCUGUAAUUCUGCUGAGGGAGCAAGACAAAAUCAAUCGCAAGGGAGGUGUACUGACCCCAGGAGCUGCAUUCUGGGACACAAACCUGAUCCAGCGGUUGGAGAAACAUCAGAUCAAGUUUAUCACAGUGUCUAACGACAGCAGUGAUGAACACAAGGAUUAG